AUGUCAGAGGGAGUGAUUACACCCCUCAGUGGCCAGUUGGCCCAACAGUCCGCCCCCAGUGGCCAGCCCUGUGGGGGCUGUCAGGACCAGGCAGACUGGAGCUUGUGUACAACUACAAGGUAUUUCACCUAUGAAGAGGAUGCCCCGGGGACGGAGAUAGGAAAUCUGUCCCAAGAUUUGAAGAUUGAUCCAGCUGAUGACCCCAACACAUCGUUCCGCUUCAUGCAAGAAAACAACUCUUCUGUGAUUGAAAUGAGGGAGAUUGACGGACUUCUGAGUGUUGCAGAAAUGAUUGACAGAGAGCAGCUCUGCCCCAGGUCUCCGCGCUGCUUCAUCACCUUCGACGUUGUGGCCUUCUCCAAAGAAAAGUUUCAACUCAUUCACGUGGAGAUUGAGGUAAAAGACAUCAACGACCACUCUCCUCAUUUUCCGCGCAACCAGACACACCUGGAGAUAGUGGAGAAUGUUCCGCUGGACUCAAGAUUCCCACUGCAGAUUGCUCUCGACCAGGACGUAGGUGAAAACUACAUUCAGAUCUACAACAUUUCCCCCUCUAGUCAUUUUGCCAUUGAAGUGCGCGAUCGGGAAGAUGGAGUGAAGUUUGCUGAACUGGUGCUGGUGAGGGAGCUCGAUAGGGAGGUGGAGGACUCCUACACAUUCGAAGUCACUGCAACUGACGGAGGAGUGCCUGCAAAGUCCGGGUCAAUGAUUGUAAAUAUCAGCGUGCUGGACUUCAAUGACAACAGCCCGACGUUUGAACACAGCUCGCUGAAAGUUGAGCUGAAUGAAGACUCCCCGGUGGGUCACAGAGUUCUCAAAGUUCAUGCUUUUGACCCCGACGACGGUGUUAACGGCGAGGUGACAUACGCGUUUGCUGACGGGCUAUCACCGGAAGCUGGACGCCUUUUCCACAUCGACCCUUUUUCCGGGGAGGUGAACUUGAAGGCGCUGGUUGAUUUUGAGAAAAGGAGGUCAUACGAGCUGAACAUCAAAGCCUCUGAUUCAGGCGCGAACUCUGUCCCAUCCAGCUGUAAAGUUGUGAUAGAUAUCGUGGACGUGAAUGACAAUGCGCCUGAAAUCAGCAUCAAGCCGAUGACUUCCAGCAGUGAUGGAGUCGCCUACAUCACGGAAGCUGCAGCAGCGGAGAGCUUCGUGGCUCUGAUCAGCACCUCGGACAGAGACUCUGGCUCCAACGGGUACGUUCACAUCAGCCUGCUCGGGCACGAGCAUUUCACCCUUCAGCAGGCAUAUGGGGACUCUUUCAUGAUUAUCACCAGCACAACUUUAGACAGAGAGAAGAUCCCAGAGUAUAACCUGACUGUGAUUGCAGAGGACCUUGGAAGCCCACCCUUCAAAACUGUCAGACAGUACACAAUCCGUGUAACAGAUGAGAAUGACAACCCCCCCCUCUUCAGUAAGUCACUAUUUGAAGUUUCAGUCCUGGAAAAUAACAUCCCAGGUUCAUAUGUUACCACAGUUGUGGCCCGAGAUCCUGAUGUGGGAAAGAACGCCAAAGUCUCUUACAAACUCAUAGAUUCAGAGAUGCUGGGAGGAUCUCUAAUGUCCACUUAUGUAUCUGUGGAUCCACUCUCAGGGUCUUUGUAUACUUUGAGGUCCUUUGAUUAUGAGACUCUUCAGCAGAUUGAACUGGUCAUCCAAGCUGAAGACAGAGGUUCCCCCUCUCUUUCAAGCACGUCAACAAUAAGGAUUAAAGUUGUGGAUCUGAAUGACAAUUAUCCAUACUUCACCUUCCCCGUCCUUGUGAAUGACUCUGCUGACAUCCCUCUGCCUUUCAAUGCACCUGCUGGCUAUCUUGCCAUUCGCGUCUCAGCUGAAGACGACGACGAGGCAGUGAAUAGCGAGCUCUAUUACCAAAUUGUACAAGGUGACCCACAGCUUUUCACAAUGAACAAAGACACUGGAGAGAUUGCUUUAAAGAAAUGGCUGACAUCUGAAAUUGGAGACGUGCUGGAAAUGAAAAUCGCCGUGAGUGACAGUGGCAGGUCCCCGCUCUCCAGCAGUGCCACCAUUAGGUUUAUCGUCUCAGACACACAGCCCUCUGAAGACCAAGUCGUUAUUGUGUUGCGGUCAAGUGAUGAAGAAGGCUUUGGCUUGGAUGGCUCGCUAAUUGUCAUUAUUAUGCUCAGCGGGGGCUGUGCAUUGUUGCUGAUUGCAAUAGUGGUUGUUGUUGUGACAUGCAAACUCAGCCGAAACGGUGGCUCAAAGAGAGAAGUGUGUCACAGCCUGUUUGAUGGCAGGCCCAUGCCCAUGCUCAGCUCAACAGAACCAAACAUUUACACAGGCCAACAAGGCUUCUUCCAUGAGAGAACCUCUUCGUCUCUGGAUGACCCCUGCCUGUAUGAGGAGAGGAGUGGGGACUCCGAGACAAAAAUGUUCCUUCCUUCCAAGCAUUUCCAAGCAAAAUCUGUGUGGCAAGGUGACAAAUACUGCUUGCAAGUGAGUGGCAUUGGCAACAGCGACCAGCUGAGCGUGAAGGACAGUGGCAAAGGGGACAGUGACUUUAACGACAGUGACUCUGAUAUCAGUGGAGACGGAGGCAAAAAGAACUUCAGCACCUUCCAGCCAAGGAUGAAAAGUUCAUCCAGCGCUGCUAACAGCUUGUCUGGGGAUUGCCAAGGCACAUACUGUGCUGUACCACCGCAGAGCUUCAGAGGCCCCAGAGACAAUGCAUACACAAUAGGCUUCUCCCCAGUACCAGUCUUCAACAAUCCUCAUGGGUAUCUCCACUUUUGGAAGGACUCUGGUUAUGGCACGAAUCGCCCAAAAUCGAGGACCAGCAUACAGACCUUCUCCAGGGCCGGGACCCUCCCUCCUUACUUCACUCAGCAGCAGCAGCAGCAGCAGCAGCAGCGUGAGGCGAGUGUUGGAGGAACUGAAAUCCACAGCCACAGUCCAAAAAUUGUAACUGUGGCUACGGCAUUAGAGGUUGCAACUAUCUUUUAA
This is a messenger RNA of Perca flavescens (yellow perch), 2964 nucleotides long. It is a transcript of the gene pcdh8.1, whose product is annotated as protocadherin 8. Gene Ontology annotation, cellular component: plasma membrane. The coding region runs from base 1 to 2964 and encodes 987 amino acids. Lineage: Eukaryota; Metazoa; Chordata; Actinopteri; Perciformes; Percidae. The transcript is spliced from 5 exons. Gene Ontology annotation, biological process: homophilic cell-cell adhesion. The record is from RefSeq and is a predicted model, not a curated record. Gene Ontology annotation, molecular function: calcium ion binding.